GUGGUCGUUCGUGUAAAAUCCAUGCAUUCCAUCAUCUACAUCUAUCUCGUCAACUUGGCAGCAGCGGAUGCCUCAUUUCUUGUCCUUGCGCUCUCCAAGAUUUGGCUUUGGCGUCAAACCAUUACCAGCGAAAUUCUGUCUUCGGCUCAUCUCACCUGUCGUUUCACAACUUACAGCUUUGUAACCGCGCUGGCAUUCGACCGGUUCUUCGCUGUGACUAAGCCACUACAUUUCCGUGUGAGAGCCACGAAGACGAGAGCAACCAAGAUAUCGACGGGGCUCUGGGCGUUUACUCUGUCUCUUGGAGUUUCCCACUUUAUUCUUGGAUAUUUUGAAUCUUACACUAAGCUGGUCUGUUCGGCUGUCAAACUUGCCGUUCACACAACAAUUUUGUCCGUCAAUGCUGUCCUCUACACCUCCAUUGUAAGGGCUGCAAGGCCAGCAUCUACAAAACUAAACUGUACUUCGUCAAUCCGUGUUGACAGAAUACUUCGGAUUGUAAUCUUGAACACAGCUGUGUUCUUCCUUUAUACUCUGUUGGUAGUCGUGUCGUCUGCAAUGACUCUCGUCAGCGAAAUUUCAGACCAUCUUAAUCCAAUCAGUCAAACUCACCUGACUCACCUCAAUCAGAUGGUUUCAGUGUUGUAUCUGAUCAAUUGUUCCAUCGACCCAAUCAUAUACAGUGUAGCCAAUGCAGAUCGCCAAGCUGCAUUUGUGGAAGCAUUUUCAUGCUUGGAUUUUUGCCGUUACCACCGAAACGCCCUCACUGCUCAAUCUCAGUCUGAUAAGCAGAUUCGAAUGCAACAACCCCGUCCUUUACCAGAGGCAGGGCAUGACCUAGCUGGCAGAAGACAGGCCCAGUCCCAAAGACUUGUACAAGACCCCACGAGCAGUCACACCAGUGCAUCACUUAAUAUCGAAGAUCUCCCGAGUACAUCACAAAGACCAGUGUGCCUCUCGAAGUUCGAACCAUUAAUCCACCUUCAGAUGAAGUCUUCAGCUACCACCUCUUCCAUUGGGCGAAACGAGACGCCUAUAUUGAGCGUAACAUCCAAAGGCAGCUUCAGUGUCAUGGAGCCGAGCACCGCCGAUGCUACCCAUAACAAACAAUCUUCAUCAUCUUGGGAGUCGGGUUGGCAAGAUGAAGAACCAGGCGAAACUCUGGAGGAUUGUACGUGGUUAUAGUAUCGCUUUAAGUACCAUGGUCCUGCAGUCAAGAUUCAACAGGUAAAAUAACCGUGGUUUGUAGCAAACAUUUCGUUGAUCUCAUUGAAAAACUGUCACAUUUCAUUCGCACAAAUUAAAAAGAAGGGGCCUCAGUACGAAAGGUAGAGACAAGCUUUAAGCUUUAAAUUGGGGAUUAAGAAAAGCUCUAAGUACGUACCCAUGCAUUUCCUCUUCUGACAUUAAUUGGCUGUAAAAAUCCUGAAGCACAUAACAAUACAAAAGUUAAUGUCGGCCUAGCUAUCCAUCACAUCAUCUUGAAUCCGUCUUGUUCCGCUACAUGGGAAGCCAGUCCACCAUGUAGGCUGCUUUUAGUCACCUGAAAUGACGUCAAAUACAUGUAUUUACAACGUAACUUCUAAACUGAAUUUAAGAGCUAGGCCGGUUGUGAACCGAGAGCGGCGUCUUGUUAAUUUGGGGAUGAACCUUUCAGACCCGUUAUCCUUUUGACUUGACAGUGUAUUCCCCGUACCUCAAUCGAGAUGUAGCCAUCCUUUUCCUUUAAAUUUCGCUCGAUGCAUGAGACAAGCCCUAUUAAAUGUCUUUCUUGUUAUCAAAUAUGCAUUUGUGAAAUAAUGUGUCCUUUUCCUUCCAUAAAAAUGCAACAUCGUGUAACAUGCAUUUCAGGGUUCCUUCUUAAAGAUAAAGAGAUUAAAAUAUUCUGUAUUACACAUACAGACAUGUUAGCAGCAUGUUACUUCAAAUUUGUUUUAAGUCCUCAUGCAAAGUGCAACAUGUCUUUCCAAACCUGAUAAAGUGUAAGUUAAUAUUAUUUCCAAGGCAUAGCUCAGUGAUACUUUAUAAUGAGUUUCGCUUUCACAUAGGGGCCUGUCAAAACAGCCAUGAUGCAUGCAGGAAACAGCUCUCCCUUAAACAAAUUGACGCUUUAUUUUGUUGCUCGUGUAAAUUAACAUGUAAGUUGCAUUUAUCAUGAGCGUAGGUCAUAUAUAGAGUAUAAAGUACACCUCUGAUUUGAUUAAAACAGAAGUGAUUUUUGUAUAUAAAAACAUUGCUAACCCUGCCCAUUAUAUCUGUAUUUCAACAUGUAAUCACAAUUAUGGAACAAGUUAUCAUGUGUGUAGGUCUGGCCACCUCCAAGGUCUGGCAGUAUAGGUACACAUGUACUUGUGAAGUUGUGGCUUAGAAAAAAAACACGUAUUUUAUAAUCAUGUACCUUUCAGUGUAAAUUAUUUCGCCACGCUAAUGAAAUUUACUAUAAAGUGACGAACUUUGAUGUUGAUGUCAUUUUCUUAGUAUAGCUGUUGUAAUAUUAAGCCUUGACCGAGAAUCAUGGUGUGCACAAUGAAUCAUGUCACAAGGUUACAUGAAUACCUCGCGAAAGUAUUUUCUGAAUCCUAAACUCCACAAAUGUGGCAUUUACAUUUAUUCUUCGAAAUCCUGGUUGUUUUCGUUAUUGCAUGUAUAUUUAAUAAAA
Messenger RNA from Acanthaster planci (crown-of-thorns starfish), 2659 nucleotides. Its product is annotated as melanocortin receptor 4-like. Lineage: Eukaryota; Metazoa; Echinodermata; Asteroidea; Valvatida; Acanthasteridae. Gene Ontology annotation, biological process: neuropeptide signaling pathway. Gene Ontology annotation, molecular function: G protein-coupled receptor activity; neuropeptide binding. Gene Ontology annotation, cellular component: neuron projection; plasma membrane. The record is from RefSeq and is a predicted model, not a curated record.